Messenger RNA from Ipomoea nil (Japanese morning glory), 336 nucleotides. RefSeq lists its product as uncharacterized. Bases 16 to 336 code for a protein of 106 amino acids. The transcript is spliced from 3 exons. The record is from RefSeq and is a predicted model, not a curated record. NCBI's taxonomy places the organism in Eukaryota, Viridiplantae, Streptophyta, Magnoliopsida, Solanales, Convolvulaceae.
AUUUUGCUUAAAGACAUGUCUGGGGUAAGCCAAAGCUUUUCAUGUUCAUCAAUGGAGGAGAUACGUUGUCAUUGUGGUCUUCUUGCACCCGUCAAAAUGUCUUGGAGCUAUGCGAAUCCAGGAAAGAGAUAUCGAGCAUGUCAAAGAUAUGGUGGGCAUGGAAGUUGUCGUUUUUUCCAGUGGUUAGAUUUUGAUGUGAAUGAGCGAGUAGCACAAUUGAUCAGAGGACUACUUAAACGAUUGGAUAAGCAUCAGAAUGAAUUCCAGAAACUUGAAAUUGAGAUGGAAAAGAAGGAGCUUGAGGUGCAGCAACUGAGAGUAGAGAUUACUAGGUGA